Messenger RNA from Hypanus sabinus (Atlantic stingray), 8503 nucleotides. Its product is annotated as NACHT, LRR and PYD domains-containing protein 3-like. NCBI's taxonomy places the organism in Eukaryota, Metazoa, Chordata, Chondrichthyes, Myliobatiformes, Dasyatidae. The record is from RefSeq and is a predicted model, not a curated record. Bases 1 to 3075 code for a protein of 1024 amino acids. Gene Ontology annotation, cellular component: cytoplasm. The transcript is spliced from 14 exons.
AUGCCGGGCCCGCUGUUGUUUGACAUCUAUGUCACUGAUCUAGAUGAUAAUGUGGCGAACCGGAUCCGCACAUUUAUGGAUAAUUCCAGUAGUAGGGAUGCAGUGGACAACAAGGAAGACUGUUGGAAUCCAGCGGGAUCUGGACCAGCUGUACAACUGGUGGAUGGAUUUUACUGCAGACAACGUCAUGCAGAAGCAAAGACUUUGAUUUUGCUUAAGGCCUCGAUACAUCGAGAACGGUUCGGGGUGGGGGUGGUGAAACAGUUACAGAAAGCGGCAGGUCAUCGCCAGCAGAUGGUGCUUUCUUCUACCCGGACGGCAGACAAGCAGAUGACAAUCAACCAAGGACAGAGUCAUAAUGGACACAGGUAUGCAAUCAGCCUUGGGAGAGGGACCCCACCUCCGAAGGAACUAACGGAGAGCGACAAAAGGGUCUCUCAGGAGCUGCAUCUCGGUGCACCUGGCGCUGAUGUAGCCAUAGGGGCCACUGGAAGAUUCCCAGGAUUCCCACCUGGAGCAAAAGUACUACCCUACCAGCAUGCUCGCUAUCCCUCAAAACGAUCAUGUCUGGUUUCGGAUGACGCCAGACGUAGAAGUGCGUUCGGCGGCGGGAAUACGACAGCGGCUUGCAGCGGAACGUGGGCCAGCUGGCAAAAUGACGUCACAGAUCAGAAGCAAGCUGCCGGUACACAGGCCAAAGUUCCGAGUACACGGGACGGGAUGUUGACGAUAUUCUACAUGGAGCGGCUGGAGCAGGCGAUUGAGGAGGGUGUGGAGGGUCUCGGCUUCAUGUUAACAAGCGAGAAUCAAUUCACUGGGCAGGAGUAUCACAGCGUGACUGAGCUCGUGGAGAAGGGAAACCGAUCGGGCGCUUCCAAACUCUUCCUGGAUCUGGUGAUGGAGAAGGGCUCCGGGGCCUGGAAGGUGAUGUGGGAAUCCUUUGUGAAACUACAUCAUCGUUUACCGAAGCUGAGCAGAAUAUUGAAUGAAAUAUGGGAACGAGGUGACGGCCAGUUCGCCUACAUGGACACUGAACGGGGUUUAUCUGAAGUGCCCAAGCAUCUGAAAGAUGUUCGAAGGAAACACAUGGAGACUCUGCGGGCACAAACUGAAAAACUGAGAGUGAACACGAUCCUGAUGAGGGAGAAGGUGAAGGUUUUCCAGCUGGUUGAUCGAUACGCUGAGCUCACGGUCAUUUCUACUGUUCGAGAUCGGACACUGGUGGAACAUGAGCUGCUGGCAAGAGGCAGAGACCACGAGGAGUGGAGAGAAAAAGAUCUCCGUGGGAUGUCCGCUGCAGUGGCCGGAGUCCCAGGGAUCGGGAAAACAACAAUGGUACAAAAGAUUGUUUACGACUGGGCCACGGGGAAGAUAUACCAACAAUUCCAGUUUGUCUUCAGUUUCAAAUUCCGGGAUUUAAACACCAUUAACUGCAGAAUAAACCUGAAGGAACUGAUUCUGCAUCAUUAUCCCUACUUUGGGAAUAUCCUGGGAGAGAUCUGGAAACAGACAGAGGGACUGCUGUUCAUAUUCGACGGAUUGGAUGAAUUCAAGGACAAAAUCAACUUUGUUGAUGGUCGGAGAGACACAGAAUCACAGUACACAGAUCCUGAAUUCAAGUGCAAUGUGUCUGAUAUUGUGUAUAGUUUAAUCCAGGGCAAGCUGCUCCCAGGGUGUUCAGUGCUGGUGACCACCCGCCCCACUGCGUUACAUUUAUUGGAAAAGGCGGAUAUCAGUGUCUGGGCUGAAAUCCUGGGAUUUGUUGGUGAGGAACGGAAGGAAUAUUUCAUCAGGUAUUUUGAAGAUCAGACGGAGGCAGAAGCAGUUUUCAAACACGUGAAGGAGAACGAGAUCCUGUACACUAUGAGCUACAACCCCUCCUACUGCUGGAUCCUUGCUCUGGUACUGGGCCCCUUCUUCACACAAAGAGUCAGGGACCCGCAGCGAGUUCCCAAGACCAUCACCCAACUGUACUCCUACUAUAUUUACAACAUCCUGAAAAACCAUGGCCGUGAGAUUGAGAACCCCCGUGAUGUGUUACUCAGAGUUGGUCAGAUGGCCUUCAGAGGAGUGUCGGAGAAGAAGAUUGUGUUUACAGGUGGAGAUUUGAUCAACUACAAUCUGCAGCCUUCCCAGUUUCUGUCCGGGUUCCUGAUGGAGCUUUUGGAGAGAGAGGAUUCUGCCCAGAGCGUGGUGUACACAUUCCCACACCUCACCAUCCAAGAGUUUGUAGCUGCAGUCGCACAAUUCCUGAUCCCAGAUGGCAGAGAUAUCAUGAAACUCCUCACUGAAGCCCACUGCGUGAGGGAUGGGCGAUUUGAGGUAUUUCUCCGUUUUGUUGCUGGUCUCUCCAACCCAAUGACAGCUCGGGGCCUGGAAGAGUUUCUGGGUCCAUUUCCUCAUCAAACAACCUGCCGGGUGAUUGACUGGGUGAUGGAGGAGGUUAAACGUCAGAGUGGACAGACGGGGAGUGAAGCUGGUAAAAGGAGCCUCCUGAACACAUUGCACUACCUGUUUGAGUCUCAGAAUCGUGGACUGGCUCAGGCCGCACUGGGAUCUGUGGAAAGGUUUUCACUCAGUGGAAUGACACUGACCCCGAUUGACUGCGCGGUCCUGUCUCAUGUCAUCGGACUCUGUGAUACAAUAAAACAGCUCGACCUGGAGAACUGCCACAUUCAGUGUGAAGGAAUCCAGCGGCUGGGACCCGGGCUGCUCAAGUGCCAGGAGUUGAGACUUGGGCGGAAUGACCUGGGAGAUUCAGGAGUGAAACUGGUGUCUGCGGCUCUGAGGAACCCGGAGUGUAAAAUACAGGAACUGUGGCUGUGGGAUGUCGGUCUCACAGAUUCUGGUGCCGAGGAUCUCGUCUCCGCUCUCAGUACAAACCCAUCACUGACGGAUCUGAACCUGGGAUCAAACUCUCUGACAGACGGAUCUGUCCCCGGUCUCCGCCGCCUCAUACUGACCCUCCCGAAUCUGGAGCAGAUCUGGCUGCGGGGGAAUCGGUUCAGUGAGACCGGGAGGAAGGAACUGAGAUCUCUACAGGAACCCAGACCCGGACUGAUGGUGGAUCUGUGAACAUCUGAAUGUGGGGAAUCGGUUCAGUGAGACCGGGAUGAAGGAACUGAGAUCUCUACAGGAACCCAGACCCGGACUGAGAGUGGAUCUGUGAACAUCUGAAUGUGGGGAAUCGGUUCAGUGAGACCGGGAUGAAAGAACUGAGAUCUCUACAGGAACCAAGACCCGGAAUGAUGGUGGAUCUGUGAACAUCUGAAUGUGGUGAAUCGGUUCAGUGAGACCGGGAUGAAGGAACUGAGAUCUCUACAGGAACCCAGACCCGGACUGAGAGUGGAUCUGUGAACAUCUGAAUGUGGGGAAUCGGUUCAGUGAGACCGGGAUGAAGGAACUGAGAUCUCUACAGGAACCCAGACCCGGACUGAUGGUGGAUCUGUGAACAUCUGAAUGUGGGGAAUCGGUUCAGUGAGACCGGGAUGAAGAAACUGAGAUCUCUACAGGAACCCAGACCCGGACUGAUGGUGGAUCUGUGAACAUCUGAAUGUGGGGAAUCGGUUCAGUGAGACCGGGAUGAAGGAACUGAGAUCUCUACAGGAACCCAGACCCGGACUGAUGGUGGAUCUGUGAACAUCUGAAUGUGGAGAAUCGGUUCAGUGAGACCGGGAUGAAGGAACUGAGAUCUCUACAGGAACCCAGACCCGGACUGAGAGUGGAUCUGUGAACAUCUGAAUGUGGGGAAUCGGUUCAGUGAGACCGGGAUGAAGGAACUGAGAUCUCUACAGGAACCCAGACCCGGACUGAUGGUGGAUCUGUGAACAUCUGAAUGUGGGGAAUCGGUUCAGUGAGACCGGGAAGAAGGAACUGAGAUCUCUACAGGAACCCAGACCCGGACUGAUGGUGGAUCUGUGAACAUCUGAAUGUGGGGAAUCGGUUCAGUGAGACCGGGAUGAAGGAACUGAGAUCUCUACAGGAACCCAGACCCGGACUGAGAGUGGAUCUGUGAACAUCUGAAUGUGGGGAAUCGGUUCAGUGAGACCGGGAUGAAGGAACUGAGAUCUCUACAGGAACCGAGACCCGGACUGAGAGUGGAUCUGUGAACAUCUGAAUGUGGUGAAUCGGUUCAGUGAGACCGGGAUGAAGGAACUGAGAUCUCUACAGGAACCCAGACCCGGACUGAUGGUGGAUCUGUGAACAUCUGAAUGUGGUGAAUCGGUUCAGUGAGACCGGGAUGAAGGAACUGAGAUCUCUACAGGAACCCAGACCCGGAAUGAGAGUGGAUCUGUGAACAUCUGAAUGUGGUGAAUCGGUUCAGUGAGACCGGGAUGAAGGAACUGAGAUCUCUACAGGAACCCAGACCCGGACUGAUGGUGGAUCUGUGAACAUCUGAAUGUGGUGAAUCGGUUAAGUGAGACCGGGAUGAAGGAACUGAGAUCUCUACAGGAACCCAGACCCGGACUGAUGGUGGAUCUGUGAACAUCUGAAUGUGGAGAAUCGGUUCAGUGAGACCGGGAUGAAGGAACUGUGAUCUCUACAGGAACCCAGACCCGGACUGAGAGUGGAUCUGUGAACAUCUGAAUGUGGGGAAUCGGUUCAGUGAGACCGGGAUGAAGGAACUGAGAUCUCUACAGGAACCCAGACCCGGACUGAGAGUGGAUCUGUGAACAUCUGAAUGUGGUGAAUCGGUUCAGUGAGACCGGGAUGAAGGAACUGAGAUCUCUACAGGAACCCAGACCCGGACUGAGAGUGGAUCUGUGAACAUCUGAAUGUGGUGAAUCGGUUCAGUGAGACCGGGAUGAAGGAACUGAGAUCUCUACAGGAACCCAGACCCGGACUGAGAGUGGAUCUGUGAACAUCUGAAUGUGGUGAAUCGGUUCAGUGAGACCGGGAUGAAGGAACUGAGAUCUCUACAGGAACCCAGACCCGGAGUGAGAGUGGAUCUGUGAACAUCUGAAUGUGGGGAAUCGGUUCAGUGAGACCGGGAUGAGGGAACUGAGAUCUCUACAGGAACCCAGAUCCGGACUGAUGGUGGAUCUGUGAACAUCUGAAUGUGGUGAAUCGGUUCAGUGAGACCGGGAUGAAGGAACUGAGAUCUCUACAGGAACCCAGACCCGGACUGAUGGUGGAUCUGUGAACAUCUGAAUGUGGGGAAUCGGUUCAGUGCGACCGGGGAGAAGGAACUGAGAUCUCUACAGGAACCCAGACCCGGACUGAGAGUGGAUCUGUGAACAUCUGAAUGUGGUGAAUCGGUUCAGUGAGACCGGGAUGAAGGAACUGAGAUCUCUACAGGAACCCAGACCCGGACUGAUGGUGGAUCUGUGAACAUCUGAAUGUGGGGAAUCGGUUCAGUGAGACCGGGAUGAAGGAACUGAGAUCUCCACAGGGACCCAGACCCGGACUGAUGGUGGAUCUGUGAACAUCUGAAUGUGGUGAAUCGGUUCAGUGAGACCGGGAUGAAGGAACUGAGAUCUCUACAGGAACCCAGACCCGGACUGAGAGUGGAUCUGUGAACAUCUGAAUGUGGGGAAUCGUUUCAGUGAGACCGGGAUGAAGGAACUGAGAUCUCUACAGGAAACCAGACCCGGACUGAUGGUGGAUCUGUGAACAUCUGAAUGUGGUGAAUCGGUUCAGUGAGACCGGGAUGAAGGAACUGAGAUCUCUACAGGAACCCAGACCCGGACUGAGAGUGGAUCUGUGAACAUCUGAAUGUGGUGAAUCGGUUCAGUGAGACCGGGAUGAAGGAACUGAGAUCUCUACAGGAACCCAGACCCGGACUGAGAGUGGAUCUGUGAACAUCUGAAUGUGGUGAAUCGGUUCAGUGAGACCGGGAUGAAGGAACUGAGAUCUCUACAGGAACCCAGACCAGGACUGAGAGUGGAUCUGUGAACAUCUGAAUGUGGGGAAUCGGUUCAGUGAGACCGGGAUGAGGGAACUGAGAUCUCUACAGGAACCCAGAUCCGGACUGAUGGUGGAUCUGUGAACAUCUGAAUGUGGUGAAUCGGUUCAGUGAGACCGGGAUGAAGGAACUGAGAUCUCUACAGGAACCCAGACCCGGACUGAUGGUGGAUCUGUGAACAUCUGAAUGAGGGGAAUCGGUUCAGUGAGACCGGGAUGAAGGAACUGAGAUCUCUACAGGAACCCAGACCCGGACUGAGAGUGGAUCUGUGAACAUCUGAAUGUGGUGAAUCGGUUCAGUGAGACCGGGAUGAAGGAACUGAGAUCUCUACAGGAACCCAGACCCGGACUGAGAGUGGAUCUGUGAACAUCUGAAUGUGGUGAAUCGGUUCACUGAGACCGGGAUGAAGGAACUGAGAUCUCUGAGGGAACCCAGACCCGGACUGAUGGUGGAUCUGUGAACAUCUGAAUGUGGGGAAUCGGUUCAGUGAGACCGGGAUGAAGGAACUGAGAUCUCUACAGGAACCCAGACCCGGACUGAUGGUGGAUCUGUGAACAUCUGAAUGAGGGGAAUCGGUUCAGUGAGACCGGGAUGAAGGAACUGAGAUCUCUACAGGAACCCAGACCCGGACUGAGAGUGGAUCUGUGAACAUCUGAAUGUGGUGAAUCGGUUCAGUGAGACCGGGAUGAAGGAACUGAGAUCUCUACAGGAACCCAGACCCGGACUGAUGGUGGAUCUGUGAACAUCUGAAUGUGGUGAAUCGGUUCAGUGAGACCGGGAUGAAGGAGCUGAGAUCUCUACAGGAACCCAGACCCGGACUGAGAGUGGAUCUGUGAACAUCUGAAUGUGGUGAAUCGGUUCAGUGAGACCGGGAUGAAGGAACUGAGAUCUCUCCGGGGAGUCAGACCCGGACUGAUGGUGGAUCUGUGAUCCUGUGAACAUCCCCGCCCGCGGGAUGGGGACAUUUGGCCGACUCCCCGCCCUCCCCUUUAACUCCCGCCCUUACCUUUAACGGCCGCGCGCCGGGGCUGAUUCCCAACGGUUUUAACGGACCCGGCUCGGGCCUCGCGCUGUGUGCGUCGCUCGCAGCGGUCCCGCCGUGACGUGUUUCCGCCUGUUGUCCGGCGGGGCAGCUUCCGCCGGAAGUGCAUGUACGAGACUCCCCACGUGACUCCCCGGGGAAUUACCCGGACAGGAAGAGCCCGGGGUCCGGGGCUCAGUCUGGGACACCGGUGUCCCGGGGUUUGGGGGAUGAUCCCGGGAGAGAAUUCUUUUGCCCCCUUUGCUGAGGACGGUGCAUUCGGCAGCCUGGCCGAUAUAAUUAUGUUAAAUGGACAAAUCCCUCGGCAGUGACCCUGGAUCUGCAGCGAUCCCGGACACGGCCCUGAAGUGUGAUUUAUAAUCAUCGGUUCCCCGAUGCAGAGUGACGGUGAGAAACGGGACUGAUUAUUCAACCGGUCACUCCUUGUCGCCGGUCAGUUAAUUGUGUGUGACUGUGAGUGAGUCGGGAGCGGUUUAUUUAUUCCCGCACAUCAGCAGCUCACACAUCGUUUCAUUUACAUUUGUAAAUUUACUCACACCCGGGACCAGCCACAGAGAGAAUUGUCCUCCAUACCGUCCCAUCACACAAUCCCGGGGUCAGACACAGAGUGAAUCCCCCUCCACACCGUCCCAUCACACACUCCUGGGGUCAGACACAGAGUGAAUCUCCCUCCACACCGUCCCAUCACACAGUCCCGGGGUCAGACACAGAGUGAAUCUCCCUCCACACCGUCCCAUCACACACUUGCAAUGCCAAGCACACAGUGAAGCUCCGUCUGCACCAUUCCAUCACUCAAUGAAUUCCACCCUGCAAAAUCUCAUUUCAAGGAAGCAGACACCAUCAAUUUGCGGGAGACUCCUUAGCGGCCAGCCAGCUAGUUUAAAUAACGUUAGCUAUGUUAAUGAACGAAUGACACCCGUUAAACUCACCUCAACAGUGAUUUAACCCCCCACGGGAAAUAGAAAAGUCACUGUUGCAAACAGUGCAGCGAGCAAUACUGUCAUUAUUCCUGACCCCUAUUAGGCAGGGGAACACUUCAGUGUAGUCUGUGGUGAAGUACGUUUUGUAUUUUCUUUUUUUUUUAAAUACUCUGCCAUGGAGCGCUCCCUCCCUCUCCCUCCCCCUCUCAAAAAAAUCGAUUUGCGGGAGAUUGAAUAUAAUUCGCGGGCGUCAGUGAGCCGCUAACAAUAUGCGGGAGACUCCCGGAACUUCCGGGAGAGGUGGGAUGUCCGACGCUUGAAAUGGCCGCUGGGGAGGGAGUGACGGCUUUGGUAGAAGUGAGCACAAGAGAGGGAGGGUCGCGCUGAUUUUAAAGGGGCGAAUCCUUGGUUAAUGCGGCCGCCAGGGAUGGAGUGAGACACUGACUUACAAUGGCCACUGUCGCACACAGAAUCUAUGGCGAAGGAACAUGCGGUGCCCAUUGAUACAAUCCCGGGAUCAAGUGUGUUAUUGAUUGUAAUAACAGUAUUUUAAUUUGUGUUUUAUAUUGUCUUGGGCGUUGUACAUAUGUUUUAAGUCCAAUAAUUUUGUCAUUGAAUAAACUAAUGUAUAUAUCU